ACCUCCUCAUCGAAGAACCGAUGGGUUGUCCUCGGGAUUCACCGCAUAGAAGUCUCUUCUCUUGAUCGGAACACACCUCAUACGAUACCGCCCACGUUCUCCCAUGGCGGCGCAGCGACCGCACACGGAGCGGCCGUUGUACAAGAUGAGCGUCCAGCUCAUCGACACGUACAAGCUCAUUAACAAGGUCUACUACGAAAAGAAGGCGAAGCGCAAGGUCACGCAGCGGGCCGCGGAGGCGUCCAACGAGUGGGACGACGAGAACUACGACUACGUGCUGUCCAUGGAGGACUCCUUCGGCGAGCACUACGUCAUCAAGGAGCGCAUCGGCAAGGGGUCGUUCGGCCAGGUCGUCCGCGCGCACGACACGCGGACGCGGAGCGACGUCGCCAUCAAGAUCAUCAAAUCCAAGAAGCCCUUCGCGAUCCAGGCCCAGACGGAGAUCGAGCUGCUCCGCGCGCUCCGCGCCGCGGACCGCGACGACAAGCAGAACGUCGUCCGCCUCAUCGACCACUUUGUGUACCGGGGCCACCAGUGCCUCGUCUUCGAGAUGCUGUCCUACAAUUUGUACGAGCUGCUGAAGAACACGCAGUUCCACGGCGUGUCGCUGAACCUCGUGCGCAAGUUCGCGAAGCAGAUCCUGCACGCGCUCGCGUUCCUCGCGCGGCCGGACGUCGCGAUCAUCCACUGCGACCUCAAGCCGGAGAACAUCCUGUUGCGCCACCCGAAGCGGAGCGCCAUCAAGGUCAUCGACUUUGGGAGCUCGUGCAAGAGCGACCGGCGCAUGUACUCCUACAUCCAGUCCCGGUUCUACCGGUCGCCCGAGGUCAUGCUGGGCCUGCCGUACACGGUGGCCAUCGACGUCUGGUCGCUGGGCUGCAUCCUCGUGGAGAUGCACACGGGCGAGCCGCUCUUCUCCGGCGCGGACCAGCUGGACCAGAUGCGGAAGCUCGUCGAGGUCCUGGGCAUGCCGCCGGAGUCGAUGAUCGAAGCCUCGGACAAGGCGUGCCGCGACCAGUACUUCGCGCCGAACCCCGCGUGCACGUCGCCGUCGCUGGGCCACAAGGCCGGCGACGCGGCCGCGGCCGCGCCGCGGGGCCGGGGCUUGGAGUCCAUCGUCGGCGGCGGCGGCGGCGGGCCCGGCGGCCGGCGCAAGGGCGAGCCGGGCCACGGCGAGCAGAACUACGCCCUCUUCCUCGACCUCGUGCAGCGCAUGCUCGAGUACUCGCCGUCCGCGCGCAUCGAGCCCGCGGACGCGCUGCUCCACGACUUCCUC
This is a messenger RNA of Aureococcus anophagefferens, 1276 nucleotides long. RefSeq lists its product as hypothetical. The record is from RefSeq and is a predicted model, not a curated record. Gene Ontology annotation, molecular function: protein serine/threonine kinase activity; transcription coactivator activity; ATP binding. The annotation marks the transcript as partial. Lineage: Eukaryota; Pelagophyceae; Pelagomonadales; Pelagomonadaceae. Gene Ontology annotation, cellular component: nucleus. Gene Ontology annotation, biological process: peptidyl-threonine phosphorylation; positive regulation of DNA-templated transcription; peptidyl-serine phosphorylation. The transcript is spliced from 4 exons.